CUCGCAGGCCGCCGGCGGCGCAGGCCGCACCGAGGCCGCAGCGAUGACGUCGGGCUAGCCACCAAAAUUAAUCGUCAAACAUGAUCCGUCCCUGCACCACGCCGCGCCGGCCUCGAAAUUGACGGCUCCACCUUGUCUGCAGCACGGCUCACCGGCUGAGCUGGCCACGGGAACGCCGUCAUGGCGGAUGGUCAACGGAGGUUUGCGACUCAGAGGGCUGCCUACGAGGCCAACCUUGUGAUGUACCCGAGGCCCCCCGGUCAGCCGCCCCCGAUUCCGAUGCACAAGUCGGAGUCUGCGCUCUCGCUGAGCGUCAGCCGGCCUCUGCCGCCGCACCUGCAACAGCGCCGCGGCACCGUCUGUACCAGCGAGGUGGUGCGCAUCGAGUCGAACACCACGAUGCCUGGUCGUGGGCAUCCGCCCAUGGCGGGGCCCCCCAUGACGGGACCCCACAUGCGACGCUCCUACAUGGUCACCUCGUUCGCCGAACCCCCCAGCAGCGUCGCCGCUCAGGGCAAUUUCGGGCCUUGUCCCCAAUACGGUCGACCGUACAGUCCUCCCCCCUUACCACCUCCGGGAGCGCGGCGCUCGGCGAGCGGCCGGCGGUCUCCGGUUCGCAGACCCCGGCGCGCCUACGACGACAACGAGGAUGACUACGGUGGCGGGCGCAGGAAUGGCGGCUACGACGACGACGACGACGACUUCGAGUACACCGAGCGCAGCCGAAGGCAGCUCCCCUCUGCGCGGAGAUCCCGCUCCCGGAAGGAUGCGGCAGGGCCAGCCAGGUCGACGAUGAGCCGGUCGGGCAGCCGUCUACGGAUGCUGCGAAUCGAUCGCGAAAUCAGCGACACCGGCUCAACGCGGCGGGGCGCCUCCUCUACGGUGGCCAGCCGGAUUCAACUGGACGACGCGGAGGCGGCCGGCAGCUGCGUGUGCAUCUGCGGCACGUCGCGCAGUCCGUCGCGGGGUCGCAUGUCGGGCAUCUACAUCAAGCCGAGGCGUGAGCCAGAGGCCGAGGAGCUGUACGUCAUCAAGAGGAUCAGGGACAAGAAGAAGAGGAGGAAGAAGAAGAAGAAGAAGCCCCCGCCGCCGCCACCCCCUCCCCCGCCGCCAGCGCAGCAGCCGGGCCUCGUGGGCUACAUCUGCAACCUGGUGGGCAUCGCGAACGAAGAAGCGCCGCAGCCGCCCCCGCAGCCGUCUCCGCAGGCCGCCGCCACGGACUCGGACACGGACGACGAGGAGGAGUACGAGCUGAGGAGGCUCGACCGCGCCGAGUUGGAGAAGCUGUGUCGCCAGAUGGGCGUCACAAAAGGCGCCGACGAGCCGGAGAAGAAAUGACCUGCCGCACUCGACUGACCACGGGCGGGCGGCUGAAUUCAGGAUGCGGCAAAUUCAUGGAAAGUUACAACUCGAGAUGCUGGGCCUCUUAUCCAUGGCUCCGAAGUUCUGUGAAUGACGGAAACAAUACAUGGAAGGCGACAAAUACGCUGGAUACCUAAAUAACAGUCAAAGAAAGGCAGCUCGA
Molecule: messenger RNA, 1525 nt
Organism: Dermacentor silvarum
Lineage: Eukaryota; Metazoa; Arthropoda; Arachnida; Ixodida; Ixodidae
Product: serine/arginine repetitive matrix protein 1-like
Exons: 5
Coding region: 181-1338 (385 amino acids)
Biological process (GO): actin filament polymerization
Cellular component (GO): actin filament; cytoplasm
Molecular function (GO): microtubule binding; actin binding
Source: RefSeq, a predicted model, not a curated record